Messenger RNA from Salarias fasciatus (jewelled blenny), 1128 nucleotides. RefSeq names its product zona pellucida glycoprotein 3d tandem duplicate 2 (gene zp3d.2). Gene Ontology annotation, biological process: binding of sperm to zona pellucida; egg coat formation; positive regulation of acrosome reaction. Bases 1 to 1128 code for a protein of 375 amino acids. Lineage: Eukaryota; Metazoa; Chordata; Actinopteri; Blenniiformes; Blenniidae. The record is from RefSeq and is a predicted model, not a curated record. The transcript has 8 exons. Gene Ontology annotation, cellular component: extracellular matrix. Gene Ontology annotation, molecular function: acrosin binding.
AUGGCAGGGGGGUCUCCGGACCCGGGCCCCCCGCCGGGCCCCCCUCCUUCCCCCCCGCCGCCCUACCUCCGCCUCCCGGUCUUCCUGGACUCCGCUCAGCCGCUGGUGGAGAAGCGGUUCUUCUCUCCGGUCCAGGGAACCGGGUUCGAGCCCCUGCCGGAGCGCGUGCGGGCAGUCCUGCUGCCGGUGCGGGCAAACGGCGCUGCGCGGCGCCGUGCUGCGGGACACGGCGUGAGCACGUGGUGCGAGCCUGACAGGGUGCGCGUGCGGGUGGAGAGGCGCGUGCUGGGCAGCGAGUUGCAGCCGGGGGCGCUCACGCUGGGCGCGUGCACGGCCAGCAGCGCCACCGGAGAGCACCUGUUCUUCGACUAUGACGUCAGCAGGGUGGGAACGCGGCGCACGCUGACUGAGGACCAGGUGGUCUACACCAACACGCUCCGGUACGACCCCCCAGUCCGCCACGGCCCCGUCCGGCGGGCCGCCCCCUUCACCGUGCCGGUGGCCUGCAAGUUCAACAGGUACCAGUACUCCUACAAGGUGGGCUACACCCCCAAGAUCCGGCUCAACAAAGUCUUCAAGCAGAUGCAGAACGGCGCCCGGUUCAUCCUGACGCCCCGGAACGCCCGGUGGGAGCGGCUGUCUCCAUCCCACCGCCACGUCCUCGGGAGGCCCAUGUUCUUCCAGGCCGAGGCGGCGCCCCUCCCCCCCGGCCAGCGCCUCUACGUGCACUCCUGCUACGCCACGCCCGCCGCGUCGCACCGCGCAGCGCCGCAGUUCCCCGUGGUCACCAACUUCGGCUGCAUGGCGGAAAGCAAAGAUGGCCGCUCCAGGUUCUUUCGGCACGAGAACAACGUGGUCCGCUUCUCCGUGGACGCCUUCCUGUUCAAAGGCAUGAUGGGACAGCUCUACAUGCACUGCACCAUGUCUGUGGGAAGCUCCGCCCCCUCGCCCACCGCCAAGUCCUGCAACUACGACAGGAAGUCCAGACGCUGGGUGGAGCUGCUCGGGCCCGACGCCGUGUGCGACUGCUGCGACUCCACCUGCGGCGCUGCUGCCCCCGCUGGUCAGUCCUGCUCACUGCACUCACUGCUCACAGCGGGAGCUGCAGCUAGUUACUGCCUCAACUAG